This is a messenger RNA of Ctenopharyngodon idella (grass carp), 5412 nucleotides long. Its product is annotated as N-acetyllactosaminide beta-1,3-N-acetylglucosaminyltransferase 3-like. The transcript is spliced from 12 exons. Gene Ontology annotation, molecular function: hexosyltransferase activity; protein binding; calcium ion binding. The record is from RefSeq and is a predicted model, not a curated record. Lineage: Eukaryota; Metazoa; Chordata; Actinopteri; Cypriniformes; Xenocyprididae. The coding region runs from base 73 to 1809 and encodes 578 amino acids. Gene Ontology annotation, cellular component: membrane.
AUAAUUCUGUAGUGCGGAAAUGACGUCAUUGCCUCGCGACAAGCGUGCACCUUAGAGGACGCUGAGUAAGGCAUGGAACACCUUGGUGCAUUACUACUGCUGUUGACUUGGGUGUCAUGUUUUCCAACAGAAGGUUUUCCAAAGCACAGCAUAGAGCAGUUUGUGUGUAAUAACGGCAGACGUGUGCCUCUGAAUCAGCGCUGUGAUGGUGUGGACCACUGUGGCGAUGGCAGCGAUGAGAUCUCCUGUUUGAAUUGCACUAAUGGCUCCUUCCACUGUGUGGCAGCAGCGCGCUGUGUUUCUGCCCGCAGCAUUUGUGAUGGAAAGCCUGACUGCUCAGAUGGAGCAGAUGAACAGUUAGACACAUGCACAUUGCUGUCUAAAGCACAGACGUGCGCUAGGUCAGAGUUCAGAUGUGCUAAUGGACACUGUGUGCCCAAUUCAUGGAGGUGUGACCACUCCUUUGACUGUGAAGAUCAUAGUGAUGAGGAGAACUGUGAUCACAACGAAUGUGAGCUUGAUAACGGCGGCUGUUCUCACAUAUGUAUUGAUCUGCCAUUUGGCUUCAUGUGUGACUGUCCCAGUGGAAUGAGGCUGGUCCAGGACACACACUGUGAGGAUGUGGACCACUGUCUUGAUUCAGAUGUGUGUGAUCAAAUUUGCGUCCAUUCCAAUGGAUCUCUUGCAUGUGAAUGUCAGGAUGGGUAUGAACUGACCACCGGGACCGGACGGUGCAAAGCUACAGGUGUUGUUGCUCAUGUGGUGGUCAGCACUCAAGAGGGUGUUCAGUGGAUGGACCUCAGCGGCUCUGAGCAAAGAAACAUCACGUAUAAAAGAGUCUCGCCAGGACCUGUUACAGCACUUAAUGCAAAUAACACGCUAUACUUGACCAGUCUUGAGAAUGACGUCAUCUACAGAAUGUCUUUAGACUCCAGUGAUCAUAGACCAGCUGUGUUGUUAAAGGCCUCCAUUGGCAUUCAGGGAUUGGCGGUAGACUGGAUCCAUGAGCUUCUGUACUGGGUCAGCACCAGUACUCAUGCUUUACACGUGGCCUCUCUGAAUGGCUCCAAACAGAGGCAGCUCGUCUCUGGACUCUCCAGACCUACUGCAGUUGCUGUCCAGCCACUGCUAGGGUAUCUGUUCUGGGCAGACAGUGGGGAGUCUCCCAGAAUUGAGCGUGCGAGUUUGGAUGGGACAAGCAGAAUAGCAUUGAUAACUUCAUCCAUACGUUACCCUGUCGCAAUCUCCCUAGAUAUCCCCCGUGGUCUGCUGUACUGGGCUGACUCAGGCCUGCGCACUGUAUCAAGGGUUGCAUUUGAUGGACAACAUAGAAAAACAGUUGUAGAGUCCAACGGUUAUCUGGAUCAACCAUUUGGACUGGCCGUAUUUGAGAGUCGAGUGUACUGGAGUGACCAGUUGACCAACUCUAUCUGUAGUGCAGACAAGCACAACGGCAAUGUUCUCCAGGUGUCUCAAAGACUCGGUUCUGUUUCACCAGCUGGUCUGGUCAUCCUUCAGCCUCUGUUACAGCCUGCAGGUCAUGGUGCAUGCAGUAUUUCUGGAGAGGUUUGUUUGUCAGUCUGCAUCACAGAUCUCUUCUCUGAAAAACCACAAUUCAUUUGCUCUGGUCCACAAGACUCUAACUUUGACAAAGAUCCAUUGCGUUCAGAAACAAGAAGUCUACUUCCUGAUUCACCAUUUCCAUGGAUUCUGUCUUUGAGCGUCAUCAUCAGUUUGCUGUUGGUGGGGGUGGUGCUAUGGCGGCAGCCAUCUGUGCUCCUCGUUCUCUUUCUCUUCUUGGAGAUGUGACUCUUAAAGAAUCCCAGGAUCCUUUUCUGUUAUCCAAGCUACCUGAGCAUAAGCACACUCAGCCUUCGAACUCAAAAAACGAAAAACAAUUGCGCAGUCAUUCAUUCAAAACAGAAUGGCCAUGAAUGAAAACAAUUAUUAACUAAAGGGUUAGUUCACUCAUUAAUUACUCACACUCAUGCCGUUCCAAACCCGUAAGACCUUCGUUCAUCUUUGGAACACAAAUUAAACGGGACAUCGGAUGCCAAUUUUCCACAAGUUAGUAUGAUUCUUUUGGGUCUUCAUGAAAAGUCUAUAACAUACUUUGAUUAAAAUUUCUUAAUGGUUGUGUAAAAAAACACCCCUUUUACCUUGUCAAAAACAGCUCUGUUCACAGUGAACCGUUUUGGUGCAUGUCCCUUUAAAUGAUAAUGAGCUACUGUUCACCCCACCCCUAUCUUCCGUGGGCGGGCUGUAAACACUAUUUGGCAGGUAUUGCAUUGAACUGACCAUUCUUAUUUAUGCAGUUAUAAAUGCUCAAAAACGAUUAAAAUACAUUUGAAAAUUACUUGUUAGACAUUAACUAACACCUCAUUAUAGUGUUACCAUGUUAUCUUUACAUAAAAUGUAAAGUUUGUAAUAAGACAAUCAUCUUAAUGCAUUGUUCAUUAUAAACGUGCAGUUAUGAAUUACAGUGAGAAGGUUCUAAAUAGAAAUGACGACAUAUAUGUUUGUUCGACUGUAUUAUUUUGAUAUUUUCAAUGUCACGUUUGCAGUGCUUUGUUGUGUGUGCGUGAGGCGCCGGCGCGAUCAAACAGCAGUCUUUGCAAGGGACUUGCCUCAUCGUCAUGGCAACAGUUCGUGUCCAGGUCAGAUUACGUCAGAAUUUGUUGUCGUUUGUGGGAAAAUCAGACAUUACCCCAAAGUCUCUUUAAGACAAGUCAUUUCACUCGGCGGCCAUCUUUGAAACGCCUCUUGGGCAUCCUGGGCAUCAUGCUGCUCCUGUCUCUUUGAAUGGGGAAACAUCAAAUUCUCCAAAACUGUUCGCCAACCUUACGAUUAAAUUUCAUAUUUGAAAUCACCAAUGAAAUCUAACAACAACCGGCUCAUAAAUUUAGUUUCUAAACGCUCGAAUCAUGACAAAAAAAAUGCAUUUUUCAGGCUGGAUCAAGCUAAUGCGCAUGCGCAGACCUAAAUGCGCGUCUCUUGUGCCUCAUUUCGGAGGCGCGCUUCUGACUGUUUCUAUAGAAACCGGUGCUUCUAACGGCCGCUGCAGUGACGCGAUGACUUUACAAGUCGGCAAUUGGCUCUUAUUUUGAAGGCGGGACUUAUUCCGCCAUAUUGCGCGUUACACUUUCUCCCAUUCAAAACAAUACAAUUGACAUGUCUUGUGUUAUUCUAUAGUCUUUGAUUCCCCGACCCAACGAACGCCGAUUAAACAUGUUCAGUCACGUGAAAACAAACUCCGACCAGCGGCAACAGACGCCGACAGGGGUAUCACACACGUUUCACACUAGCAGUGUCCUGAUCCAACAAACUCCAACAGACGCGUUUGUUGGCGUUUAUCUGUGCGGUGUGAACUGGCCUUUACCUUCAGCCGCAUUCGUUGUGGAACUCGCUAACUAGCACAUUAUUAGGAAAGGCGAUUUGCAAAGAUUCAAAAAAAAAAAAAAGCUGGCAUCCAAUUUGUUGCAUUACUGCCACCUACUGUAUUAAAUUCCCUUUACACUAUAUUCUCUUCUCCAAUCCAGUUUCUUUUAAAAAACCUAAUAAAUAUUUCCUGCCUUUUUGUUUCUCUGCACACUCUAAAAUACUUUUAACACUUCCCUCUACCCGUCCUAAACUCUGUAACUGGGUCAUCAUUUCUUGUCUUUCUUGAAUGAACCUCCCACAAGAUAUUAAAACAUGCUCAACCGUUUCAUAUUUCUGACAUUGUGUGCACAUUCCUGUUGGGUGUUUCCCCAUAAUAUGUAAAGUGCCAUUAAGAUUGCUAUGCCCCAUUCUUAUUCUGCUUGAACUGACUUGUUCUCUCCUACUCGUACCAUUAUCUCUUGACACACCCACUCUGCUUUGUAUUGAAUAUAAAUGUCUCCCUUUUGUUUCAUUCUACCACUGCUGCUGCCAUUAUUUCUUUCCACACUAUGCUCUUUCCCUCUGAUUUAGAUAACUUAAUAUUGAUUUCAACAUUUUCCUUUUUAGUUGCCAUUUUUGCCAACUUGUCUGCCCUUUUAUUGCCCGCAAUACCUGAAUGAGCCGGAACCCACAUGAAUGCAAUAUUCUUCCCCUGCCUAACUGCUGUUGUAUAAAUAAAUAAAAUAUCAUAGAUCAAGCCCUUAUGGUUUCUAGUUGUGCCUGAUUUAAUGCUCGAAAGAGCAGAUACAGAGUCACUACAUACUAAAAACUUGUUGGCGCCACUUUCUACAAUCCACUCUAUUGCUUCCAAAAUUUCAACUAAUUCUACAGCAUAUACACUUAAAUAAUCAUAUGUUCUUUUGACUGUCUGUUUACAGCUCACUCAGGGCGGGUCUUUGCUAAAACGGCAGUGUCCGUCAAGAGUCGUGGGAGGGGCCUGUGCAAAUUUAUGUCACUUUGCCAAGAAUCUGUGAACGGCUUGAUCUGACAAAGUGCUUAUGAUUUGUGGGGAUUAAAAAAAAAAAAAAAAGCACUGGGUGGAUUUUUAUCAUUAUAGGUUGGUUGUGUAGACACACUGCCAACACACAUUUAUGUCCAAACACCAUGUAAAAGUGAAUUUUGCAUCCAAUGUCCCCUUUAAGAUAUUUUUGAUGAAAUCCGAGAGCUUUAUAACUUUAAGGUUGAACCACUGUAGACACAUGGGCUAUUUUAAUGAUGUCUUUACUACCUUUCUGGUCAGAAAGCUCUUGGAUUUCAUCAAAAAUAUCUUAAUUUGUCUUCUGAAGAUGAACAAAGGUCUUACAAGUUUGGAACGACAUGAGGGUGAGUAAUUAAUGACAGAAAUUAAAUUUUUGGGUAAACUAACCCUUUAAAUUAAAAUAAAUGUGUUUCAAUUAAAGGGCUGGCCGAUAAACAAUAUAUCGAGGUCGCAAUAAUAUUUACGUCGAUAACAAUGAUAAGCUCUGGACAUUUUUACUCGAUAUGGAUUAAUCUAACAGCCUAUCACACAGCUAAAAUAAACGCAACAACAGCCAGUCAGUGCAUGUCGCUAAUAAGUCAUUUCUCCGUGUAUCUGUUUGAAUGAAUGGUGCGUGGUUUCGUCUGAUAUACAAACUCACACACGUGACACAGCAUCUGCCGUCUCAAUAUAUGAGGACAUGAACUUCAUCUCCAGAGCUGGGAGUCACUUCACAGGCUUUUCACUGUUUCAUUUGAGAAAAAUUACCAUCAAAUACACACUGAAACUGAAACUAAAACUGAAAGAGCUUCAUGACAAACUGACGAAAUAAAAGUUUGGUUUAACUUCAAGAAAUUAUGACCGAAAUAUAUCUCUACUGUAUACUAAAAUGUACUUCUCAAAGUAAUAAUAAUAAUACGUAUAAGGAAUAUCAUAAAACCAAGAUAUUUUUUUCAUCCAUGUUUUUAAUUUAUACAGUUCUGUUGUGCAGCAUCUUAUUUGACAAAAAAUAAAAAUGAUUUGUUGUAAAUUAA